AUCACACUAUCCAAGGGUCACAUUUAGUCCAGGUUCAUUGCUGGUGUCACAGGACAUUCACAAUGCGGUGUCUGCUUUCAGCUUAUCUUCUGCCAUUGAUUCUGCAUUUGUGCACCAGUGCAGACUGGUGCUACCAGACACAAGUGAGCUGUGAUGGCCACUGUAAAGGUCCAGACCAGUGGCGAGAAGUACAUGCAGAAUGUGGAAACAACAGACAGUCGCCGAUCAACAUAGUGACGAAGAAAACCAAACUAGAUGAGCGACUCACGCCUUUCAAAUUCUCCGGCUAUCAGAACGGAUUCGACAGCACCAUCAGGAACAACGGUCACUCUGUUCAGGUCAAUAUACCUGUCACAGCCACAGUGUCUGGAGGAAACCUGGGAGAAACAUACAAGGCCGUACAGUUCCACCUUCACUGGGGCACCGACGGAGGGCCUGGAUCUGAACACACGAUAGAUGGAGAGCAGUACCCUAUGGAGCUGCAUAUUGUCCAUAUGAAACAAAGAUACAACAGACUAGAAGAUGCACUCAAAGACCCGUCUGGAGUUGCAGUGCUGGGGUUCUUCUACGAGGAGUCGAGCAGCACAAACAAAAAAUAUGACCAACUCACACAUUCCCUGCGUAGUGUGCAGAAUGCGAAUGGAAACACGACCCUUCGCAGGAUCUCUCUGAAUCAGCUCAUUCCAUCCGAAGGGAAUAUGACUAACUAUUACCGGUAUGACGGCUCACUAACCACACCGGGCUGCACUGAGGCUGUAGUGUGGACUAUCUUUGAAAAUCCAAUUCCUCUUGACAGAGAACAGCUUCGGGUGUUCUCUUCCCUGCGGUUCCAUGAUGGGAAACCAAUGGUGGACACGUUUAGACCCGUGCAGCCUCUAAACAAACGUCCUGUGUAUCGCUCCGGCGGUGCAGCAGUUCUGGCCAGCGCUGUCCUUCUGUUUGUCUCCAUCAUUACAACGUUUGUCCUGUCCCAUCUCAACUAGAACGAGAUUCACCCAUUAUCUGCAUGAUUAACACAAUGAGUUCUCAUCGAAUCAAAGCACCGACCUGAUCGAGCCAAACCGCAGAAUUACAGCAUCACAAAUGAAGUAAAACCCUAAAGGGCAGAAACAUACUUUACGCAAGUACGCAAACGCUGAUGCCAAUGUUUGGCCAACUGGUUGCAAGUGUGCAGUCUUGUUAGUCUUAAAGUGUGAUCUUAUGUUACAGUGGCAGUAACAAACUUCAGUUCACAAGGGGCCAAGGGGGCAAUAGAGUUUCCUUCAAAUGUCUGUGCCAUUAAACUGGAGGUGUUAUUAUUCAGGUAGAUAGCUAUAAAUAUGUCAACAGUUUAACUUGUUAACUUGUUAGACCAGUGAUGUGUGUAAUCUGAUUACAAAGUAAUUAGUUACUGUAAUCUUAUUACUUUUAAGUAAAAAAAAAAAAGUAAAAGUAGUGCAACACAUUACAUUUUAAAUUCUUGUAAUCAGACUUUCGAUUGAUUUCGAAGUCAUUUGUAAUGUGUUUCUGAAGUAAUGAGUAAAGUAAUCCGAUUACAAUUUUAGAGAAGUGUUUAUUUGUAGUGGAUUACUUUUUUGAGUGACUUACCCAACACUGGUCAACAUGACUGUAGAAGACAGUUCACAUUAAUGUUCGCUAUAGCGCCCCUUGAGGCAACGCUGAGAAUGCAGCGCCUUUAUGAAUUGCACUUUAAUAAAUUUUGCAACACAGUGACGAAUGAGAUCCAGCUUGCGAAGCUAGAAGCGUUUGCGUCCAUGUACAUAGACUAUGUUUCAGGCCAAACAAGCAGUUUCUACAAGAAGCUAGAGUAGUCAGUUCACUGCAUGAGUAGAAUGAAAAUUAGAAGUGUGCUCGUAGCUAUCAAUAGAAACUGGACUAAACCCUGUGUGACCCGCUGUGAAGAGCUGGCAGGUAACAAAUGCAUGACCCAUCAUAGAGGCCGGCCAAGACUCUUGCAUAUGUGCACGUACACACGCAUACACACAGAACUAUAUUUAUGAGGUUGAUGCUUUCGAUGUGAGUUGCUGUAAAGGUGCAUUGCAAACUCACUCAGCAAAUGAAUGAUCAGCACUCUACAAGUGCACGACGCAAAGAUCAAGGGUGAAAGGUCAUAUAGCCUGGACUUGUCUGCUGAGAACAGAUCAAAGCAGUUAUGCACAGAAAAAACCAGGGGAUGCAAAUACACACACAACUUGACAUUUACAUUAAUGCUCUUGGCAGACAAAUUCGUUUGUCACUUAAAGGGAUAGUUCACCCAAAAAUGAAAAUUCUCAUCCUUUUUUACUAUAAAUUCUACAUUUUCACUUUCACAUUCACAUUCUUCAUGCAUAUUACCACCAACUGGGCAGGGAGGAGAAUUUAUAGUUCUGUAUAACUAUAUAAGACUUAAAUAUUGAUCUGUUUCCCAUCCACACCUAUCAUAUCACUUCUGAAGACAUGGAUUAAACCACUGGAGUUGUAUGGAUUACUUUUAUGCUGCCUUUAUGUGCUUUUUGGAGCUUUAGAGUUCUGGUCACCAUUCACUUGCAUUGUAUGGACCUACAGAGCUGAAAUAUUCUUCUAAAAAUCUUCAUUUGUGUUCUGCAGAAGAAAGUCAAACACAUCUGGGAUGGCAUGAGGGUGAGGAAAUGAUGAGAGAAUUUUCAUUUUUGGGUGAACUGUCCCUUUAAGACAAAACAAACACUUAAAAAUGCUCGGAAGGUCAACAUUAAAAUGCUGUUUUCUGUGGCAAGAGGUUGUCAAUUUCACAACAGUUAACUGAGUCAUUCUCAGGAAGUGGUGCCAUUUGUGCAAAAACAUUAGCAUGCAAUUACAAUAUUUCUUUUCUGUAAAAAUUGAUCACUACGAGUUUUCUUCCCAUAACACAGUUGAACUUUCAAGGUUGACAAGGCCAGUAUGAGUGCAACAAUAAUGAAGUUUACUCACAUUUAAAAACAGAGAGUGCAGAGAUGAUGAAAAUUCAUUUUCUAAGGAAAUGCAUAAAGCAUUUUUGGAAGAAAAAAAAAGUAUUUUUUGUAUUGUAUAUAAGUGUAACAGUGAAAAAUGGGGAUAUGCAACAUGGCUUAUUAAAAUCAUACAUUUACAGAUAAAAUGAAUGUUUUUUUUUUUUUUUUAAUAUGUUUGCAUUACACAUUAAACAAACUAAAUCUAUCAAAUGAUUCAGUAUUCUGUUAAUUAUAUCAAAAGUCAUGCGAACUCACAAAUGGCACCGUUUCCUGGAGAGUGACCCAGUCACACCAUCUUUUGCAUGACACUGUACAACUGAUUAAAUCUGGACUCGCAAUAUAAAGUCAUGCAUCCUACACGCAAACUAUUUUAUUACAUAUCUAAAAGACUGUGUUCAGUAUGGGGGCUUUUAUUCAGGUCUGUUGUGAGAACGCAUGAAUUGUGUUUUGUAGAAUCUGUGGGUGUCAGAUCCACUGAACGUUAGAACUCUCUCUGUAUCAGAAAGUAUAUGAUGCAAACAUCAUCUUAUAUAUGAAAUAUUUUGCCAUAAAGGCCAAGAUUACAUGUGCAGAGUAUAUAAACAGGGAUACGUGCAACUUCUGCUCUCAUGACACACAUAAAGACAUGUAUGUACUGUAUGUAUGUAUGUUAAUCUAAAUGCUGCUGUUUUCUUACUUGUAUUAUUGCAUAAAAGCAUUGGAAUGGAUUUUACACUGAAUGUUACACUUAAAUAAAGCUGAUACAAUUAUUGCCAUCUC
Molecule: messenger RNA, 3704 nt
Organism: Myxocyprinus asiaticus (Chinese sucker)
Lineage: Eukaryota; Metazoa; Chordata; Actinopteri; Cypriniformes; Catostomidae
Product: carbonic anhydrase 4-like
Exons: 8
Coding region: 63-983 (306 amino acids)
Cellular component (GO): plasma membrane
Molecular function (GO): zinc ion binding; carbonate dehydratase activity
Source: RefSeq, a predicted model, not a curated record